UCAGACUUUGCUACGCAAUUGUUAAACUUGUUAAACUUUGUUAAACAAACAGUGGCAAAUCUGGCCGUAUUGUCCGCUGAAAAGCGGCAGGAACCAAUAUAAAAUAAAAAGAAGAAAACUCGAUAAACGUCGUAGAGCUUUAUUUCUAAUCUGACGGCUCCAGUUGUUGAUGCUGAAGGGCAUCAUCAGUUUGCUGAUUAUAUACACGAUUUCACAUAUUUUAAGACAAGAUGUCAUUUAAUUAUCGGUUACAUCAGUGGGUAUUACAAUGCAAUAGCAUUGUUAAUCAGCACUAUCAGGAAAAAAAACAAGCAGAGUUAGUUGCAGCAAUUUCAAUGAUUGCAAAUAUAAUCAAAUCAAAAAAUAAAAGGAAAAGAAGAUGCUGGAUUUCAAAAGUAUUUGCAGAAAGACAGAGACAUGGAUUUUAUCAUGCAGUACUUCCUAAUAUUAGGUUGGAAGAUCUUCGUUUCCGAAAUUAUACGAGAAUGACACCGAUACAAUUGGAAGAACUGUUGUCAAUAGUAGGACACGAUUUAAAAAAACAUUAUGUUGUGCGUGAGCCAAUAAAUGAAGAGCAACGUUUAAUAGUAACUUUAAGAUAUCUUGCCUCAGGAGACAGCAUGGUAUCAUUGUCAUAUCAAUUUUUAAUAUCUGUAAGCAGCAUUACAAAUAUUAUACGAGAAACAUGUUCCGUUAUAUGGGAGCAUUUGUAUCCUAUUGUGCUUUCACAAUGUGAUACAAACGACUUGAAAGAAAUCGCGAACGACUUUGCGAAUAAAUGGAACUUUCCUCACUGUGUUGGUGCGAUAGAUGGGAAACACAUCGUUAUUCAAUGUCCAGACAACGCAGGAUCAGAAUAUUAUAAUUAUAAAGGCAGUCACAGCAUUAUAUUACUCGCAAUAAGUGAUGCUAAUUAUAUUAUACGUUGCGUUGACAUUGGUGCCCCUGGGAGGCAGGGUGAUGCAGGUCUUUUCAAGAAUAGUGCUAUGGGCCUGUUCUUAGAAAGAAAGGAAUUUAAUCUUCCUUUACCCGAAGCAUUAUAUGAAGAUGGUCCAAUUUUGCCAUACGUAUUAAUAGGAGACGAGGCAUUUCCGUUAACUGAUUAUAUGAUGCGACCAUAUCCAGGAAAAAAUGGAAUGACAUUAGAGAAACGCAUUUACAACUAUCGUUUAUCUCGAGCUCGAAGAACGGUUGAGAAUGUUUUCGGCAUUUUAGCCAGCCAAUGGCGACUUCUGAGACGACCAAUUUUAGCAAAAGUACCAAAUGCAAUAAAAAUGAUUCAAGCAAUCGUCUGCCUUCAUAAUUGGCUGAGAAAGCAUGAUGUUGAGCGAGAAACGUAUAUAACACAACAACUUGUAGAUAGGCCUGUAAUAGAUGGAGAUAUUGAAAACGGCUCUUGGAGACAAAAUGUUGAAGAUUUUCGUGCAUAUAUUAACAUUAGAUGUACUCAAACAAGAACAUAUUCGUUACGCGCAGCUAACAUUCGCGAAGAAUUCUGUAGAUUCUUCAAUGAGGAAGGAGAAGUUGGUUGGCAAAAUAUUCAAAUAUACAAGUAAAUAAAUAAAAUUUGGUAAUUUAUUAUGAUUCUAUAUCAUUUCACAUAAUGUUUCAUGUACAUUUAAGACAGAGGUUACUUUUGUAAAUAAAUU
Molecule: messenger RNA, 1649 nt
Organism: Temnothorax curvispinosus
Lineage: Eukaryota; Metazoa; Arthropoda; Insecta; Hymenoptera; Formicidae
Product: protein ANTAGONIST OF LIKE HETEROCHROMATIN PROTEIN 1-like
Exons: 4
Coding region: 231-1556 (441 amino acids)
Source: RefSeq, a predicted model, not a curated record